GUCCCGCCCGGCCCGAUAAUGGUAUCAGUCACCUGUUCUGAUUAUCAACAGCAAUAUGUUCUCUAAAAUCGUCGCCCUCAGCGCUGUGUUGGCCGCUGCCAACGCUGGCAUCCUACCUCUUCACCACGCUGCGGCUGUGUCAUCCCAAAGCAUCAUCCGACAUGAUACCCCCGUGCACUACGCACACGCAGCACCUCUGAUCCACGCCGCACCAGUCCAGUCUGCUCACAUUGUCCACUCUGCCCCUAUUGUCCAUGCCGCUCCCGUCGUCCACGCUGCUCCCAUCGCUAUUGCUCAUGAAUACUCUCACCCCAAAUACGACUUCUCUUACUCCGUUGCUGACCCCCACACCGGUGAUCACAAGUCCCAACACGAGAGCCGCGACGGUGGUUCCGUGCACGGAAGCUACUCUCUCGUUGAGCCUGACGGUUCCGUCCGCAAAGUAGAAUACACCGCUGAUGACCACCACGGUUUCAACGCCGUUGUCCACAAGACUGUUGGCCACCACCCAGCCCCCGUCGUCCACGCCGCUCCCGUGGUCCACUCUGCCCCUCUCGUUCACGCCGCACCAAUCGCUCACAUCGCCUACGCUCCUCUAGCACAUGGUCAUCAUGGUCUCCAUUACUAAACGUCUUAGCUUAGCAUACUGAUAUGAUCGUGACGGAUGACUGAUUGUGAUAUUUAUGUGUGAUUAUAAUACUAAUUGAUAUGAAUUUAAUACUCACUUGUAAAUAAAUACUUUUUGCU
Messenger RNA from Nymphalis io (European peacock), 747 nucleotides. Its product is annotated as cuticle protein 7-like. The record is from RefSeq and is a predicted model, not a curated record. Lineage: Eukaryota; Metazoa; Arthropoda; Insecta; Lepidoptera; Nymphalidae. Gene Ontology annotation, cellular component: extracellular matrix. The transcript has 4 exons. Bases 56 to 628 code for a protein of 190 amino acids.